Messenger RNA from Ostertagia ostertagi, 432 nucleotides. The record is from the annotation of a GenBank genome assembly. Lineage: Eukaryota; Metazoa; Nematoda; Chromadorea; Rhabditida; Trichostrongylidae.
AUGAACGUGCAGGAGCUGCAGACGCUCAAGACGCUGCAGCUCAAUGUCGCCGUCGUCGUGCUGGCCAACGACGGCUACCUGUCGAUCCGCCUGAGCCACGAGAACUUCUUCGGCCGCGUCAUCGGCGCCGACCGCGCCUCCGGCGUGGAUUGCCCCGACUACGUGGCACUGGCCCGCGCCUACGGCCUGCCGGCGGUGGACAUCGCCACGCCGGAGGCACUCGCCGAGCUGCCCGCGCUGCUGCAGGCCAGCGGCCCGGUGCUGGUGCAGAUCCAUGUCGACCCGGCCCAGGGCUUCAGCCCGAAGCUCAAAUCGCGCGUGGACGAGCAGGGCCGCUUCCUGACGCCCGAACUCGACGACAUGCACCCCUUCCUGCCUGCCGAUGAACUCCAGGCGGUGCGCGACAGCGCCCGCCGCCUGCCUGCCGGCUGA